Auxenochlorella protothecoides is the source of this 1248-nucleotide messenger RNA. Its product is annotated as putative protein phosphatase 2C 6. The coding region runs from base 1 to 1248 and encodes 415 amino acids. The transcript is spliced from 5 exons. Lineage: Eukaryota; Viridiplantae; Chlorophyta; Trebouxiophyceae; Chlorellales; Chlorellaceae. The record is from RefSeq and is a predicted model, not a curated record. Gene Ontology annotation, biological process: protein dephosphorylation. Gene Ontology annotation, molecular function: cation binding; protein serine/threonine phosphatase activity.
AUGUGCAAAUCUACAUUGCGAAACAAAAUUGCUUUAAUUCUGAGAGUGGCAUCACCCCACCGGCCCCGCACCGAUGUGCAGCUGGGGGUCCCCGUCGACAGCCUGGAAUCCACGCACUACCGCUCGCUCCUUGGUUCCGCACGCGUGGAGGUGGACUCCUGGCGCGGCAAGGAGUACCUGAAACCCCGCGGGUAUGACUGCCAGCGAGGGGUGCAGCUGCCCUCCGGCAUCGACGUCUGCUGCGUGACCUCCGGCGGGCGCGUGCACUCGCGCUGGAAGCCUGAGAACCAGGACUCCUUCAUGCUGCAAGCCAUCCCCGCUGUGCACGACGCGGCGCUGGCCAGCCGCGGGGCGGUGGUCGUGGGCGUCUUCGACGGCCACGGUCCCCGCGGCGGCGAGGUUUCGCGCGGCGCGCGCGACUCCUUCGCCAAGAGCAUGCUGGCCUCGGCCACCGGGGGCGAGGGUGGGCCAGAUCCCAGCGCGGUGGGCGCGGGGGACCCCGCCGCCGGCGCCCUGGUGCAGGGCCUGCAGCUGGCCGCCACCGAGCUCAACGCCAGGGGGCGGGACUACUCACGCAGCGGCAGCACCGCCGUCGUCUGCAUGGCCGAGCCUGGCAGGUUUGUUGUGGGUGGCGUGACGGCCGCCUGGCUGGGCGACUCCCGCGCAGUGCUGGGCCUGCACAGCGUGCGGGGCGUGCACCGCAUCCAGGCCCUCACCCAGGACCACAAGCCGGAGGAUCCACGCGAGAUGGCACGCAUCGUGCGCUCCGGCGGGCGGGUGGUGCAGGUCUACCAUGAUGCGCACAACAACCCCGUUGGCCCCUUCCGCGUCUGCUUCCCAAACACGACCUCGCCGGGGCUGGCCGUCAGCCGCGCGCUGGGCGACACGCUGGCGUCCAGCAUCGGCGUCAGCGCCACGCCCGACGUGGGGCGCGCCCACUUCCCCGCGGCAGUCCAGGCGCUGGCGGGCGUGCCGGGCGACGCCGUGGCGCCGCGGGGCGAGUCGGGCACGGGGCCCGGCGUCGCGCCGCCCUUUCCACCCCCCCGCCACGUGCUGGUGGUGGCCAGCGACGGGCUGUGGCAGUGGAUCGGCGACGCGGCGGCGGUGGACAUCGCCGCGGCGGCGGGGAGCGCCGAGGAGGCGGCCGCCGCGCUGCUGGACGUCGCACGCCUGCGCUGGGCCAUGGUCUACCACGGCGCGCACGUGGACGACAUCACCGUCGCCGUAGCCUUCCUCCCCGCGCUCUGA